This is a messenger RNA of Austrofundulus limnaeus, 789 nucleotides long. RefSeq names its product corticotropin-releasing factor receptor 1. NCBI's taxonomy places the organism in Eukaryota, Metazoa, Chordata, Actinopteri, Cyprinodontiformes, Rivulidae. The record is from RefSeq and is a predicted model, not a curated record. Gene Ontology annotation, biological process: cell surface receptor signaling pathway; adenylate cyclase-activating G protein-coupled receptor signaling pathway. Gene Ontology annotation, cellular component: plasma membrane; neuron projection. Gene Ontology annotation, molecular function: corticotropin-releasing hormone receptor activity; G protein-coupled peptide receptor activity; corticotrophin-releasing factor receptor activity.
CGUCACCUGGACCCAUUGGUUCUGAUUGGAUGUGAGAUCUGCCGGACUCCUCCCUCUUCUGAUUGGCUCGCGCCUCCUCCUCCUCCUCCUCGCCGCACGCGCUGCUCCUCUCUUCUGUUCCCGUAGUGGAACGGCGUGCACGUCCAGGAUCCAUGACGGACCCGGACCAGGACUCAGACCAGGACAACCCUUGACCAGAACCGGGACGGACCCGAGUCAGAGCCUCCCGUGUCUCUGUCUCAGCUAAGGUGGAUCGAACCCGGUCCGGUUCUGCUCCCUGUUCCUCUGCCGCUGCUCUGUGAGCUGGUUCGGUCCCGGUUCGACCGACAUGAGGUGGGUCCUGCCUCGGACCAGAGCGAGCGGGACCAGGUUCUGAACGGGAUACCUGCCGCGUGCCAGAGCGCGCGCUCCCGUGGAGAGAUGGAGCGAAAAGUCCUGAGUCAGGUGAUCUGUGUUUGUUUGCUGCUGACUGGACGGGUUUCUUCAGUGGAACUAACCUGUGAAACUUUGAUCCUGCUCUCCACCAACCUGACAGCGAGGACGUUGAUGUUGCUGAACCAGACAUUCACCAUCAGUAACUCCUCAGGUCUGCACUGCGACCUCUCUGUGGACGGGAUCGGGACCUGCUGGCCUCGUAGUGCAGCAGGAGAGCUGAUCUCCAGACCCUGUCCUGACCAGUUUAAUGGCAUCUACUACAACACCUCCAAUCGGGUCUACAGAGAGUGUCAGACCAACGGAACCUGGGCUCCUCGAGGAAACUACAGCCAGUGCACCGAGAUCAUCGUCAUG